AGAAGAAGAAGGAAGGAAGUGAAGUUAUGUUGUGUUCAAAUCGCAUGUGUUGAAAGUGUCUCUUGCAGUCAGGACGGGUAUUUAAUGUAAUAGCGUUUCUUCAGGGAGUCCGCAGAAACGUGGAAAUGGACGAAAGACUUGUUCGAGCCCCGAUUCCUCGGGAACUGGUGAAGGUUCUUGGUGUUGAGUCUCAGACCCCCUCUAAAGCGGGGGCCUUCACCCGGGCAUUCCUGAAGAACAGCAUUCUGCCGAACACACAACAGGAUGUACAGGGCAUAUUGAGUCACAAGGCGCUGAUACUGGGCUACGCCACGCCCAAGAAGGACAAGUCCAAGAGGAGCAGCAAGAAAGCCAAAGGACUCAACGCUCGGCAGAAGAGGGCGAUGAAGAUCUUCCAGAUCAAACCUGAGCACCAGAGAUACGAGCUUUUCCUGCCUCUGCAUGAACACUGGAAACAGUACAUCUCUGACCUGUGUGGUGGAUUUAAACCAACAAGCACUCCACAGUUUGUGCAACAGAAGCUCCUGAAGGCAGACUUCCAUGGUGCCAUCCUCACAGUGGUCCGGUCUAAGUGCCCAUCAUAUGUCGGGACUACAGGGAUUCUGGUCCAGGAGUUCAAACAUGUUUUCAAUUUCAUCACCAAAGAAAACAGACUGAAAGUGAUCCCCAAGAGGAACAGUGUGUUUUCAGUGGAGACCAACGGCUUCGUCUCCUACAUCUAUGGAAGCAAGUUUGAGCAGCGAGCCAGCGAACGCUCGGCCAAGAAGUUUAAAGUCAGAGGAACCAUCGACUUGUGAUGCGUUGCUACAGGAUGCAGUGCACCUCAACAGGAGAGACAUUACAGACUUCUACUGCCCUCCGUUGGUGGUCAGAAGGAACUGCAGCAACAGUGGCCAAUGUGCAGCAGGUGUGCUGUGGUCAUCUGCUGUCUGUGGGACCAUAAAACUCCAUCUGACGAAUUAUAUUUUUAUUUAUUUUUGGUUCAGUUUUCACCUUGUUGAAUAUGGAUGCCUUUGACACAUAGGUAUUGCCUUGUUUUAAAGGGGAACUGUACCAAUUUUGCACAUUCUGAAUCUGUUUACUUGUCAUGAGGAGUACUAAACAGCUCGUAAAAACAGUCAUAUAAUGUCCUGUGUGUCAGGAUGAUGUCAUCAAUUUGGGCUUGGAAACUACACAUUUAUAGGGAUGUCCCGAUUAAGGCCUCAAUUAAAAAUCCAGUUCCUUUAAUCUGCACACUCAGAGUCCGGUUUAGAUAUUUAUAUGAACUUUGAUGUUGAUUAAUUACAUAUCUGACACAAUGACAGCUGUACUGAAUCUGAAGCAAUCUUAUUUUUAACGAGCUACUUGAUGAAAAUACUGAAGGUCCUGGUUCAAAGCUAUAAAGGUAAUAAAGUUUAACGUGUAAUUCCUUAAAGAAAAGUUGCACCAAAACUUAGUCACCCAUCCCUGUUCAGUGAAUGUUGGCGUGGUGUGCUCUGAGUUCAAAACAGCUGCAAACCAGUUCAGUUUAAACAGCAGGCUUUAUUGCUUUAUUCUAUUCAGCUCUCGUCAGUGUGAGUCAUUAAAGUGAUUGAUUACAUUUAAAUUAAAAAGGAUGAGCUCAUGGAAGCUGGCAGAUGGAGCAAAUGUUCGCUGUCAGAAACAGUAUUUAGUUCAUUUUGUUUUAUUAUUUAGUGUUUAUUGUGCAGUAUAGAACGGAGCGAACACUUGUAACUGCACAAACGUCUGUCUGCACCUUUCUAUAGCAGACAGUGUGAAACGUGGCGGGCUGUCAACUGUUCCAGCCUGAUUACGAACUCUUUGUCUGUGUACUUUCCUGAACUCCUUUAACUGCUCCCGGGGCUAUCCGUGCACCUAAGUGCUGGUUUGCUUCUCACAUGUUGCUGCUCCCCAGAGUCCCUUGUUAGAGAACUCGUCUAACCACAUGCUAUCGAUACUGCUGAGCUGGAGGCAUCUGUGCGUUGACAGAGCAGACUUGUACUUUUUGGCCUUGACAAACACUUUUAUAACCCGUAUGCUAUUUUAAGACAGCUGUGUGGGCUCAUUACAGAGAAGCAUGCAGGUGAAGGUUUCACUCAGAUCAGAAUCAGAUUACUGAUAAAGAUUAAGACUGCAGAAUCCAGACUGUCAGGUGUGUUAUAUCAUGUCAAGACAAAAAUACAUGCAUGUCUGGGUUCAGUGCCGUGUGUGCUUGAUGUAGAGUUCAUGUGGCAGCAGUAGCUCAAUAGGGGGCUUGGUUAGGGAAGUAGAGGUUUGCUAGUUGAAGUGCUUGUACGUGUCCAAGUUUGGAGUGCAGACUGGUAGCUGGUGAAGUGCCAGUUUGCCUCGUGUGCUCUGGUUUGGUUCCUUAAUCAAGGCACAGAACCCGCAAAUGCUCUGCCCCUCAAAUUGACAUCCCUCCAUUUAAUGCACAGGUACAGGUCCUGUUUGAGCAUGUGUAUGUAUUUUAGGACAUGUAAAGGGAAAAAAAAUUGAAUUCCCCCCUCAGGAAAAUAGGGACACACAGUUCUAGUCAUGUAUAGUGCAAGCUUGGUAGGUGUGCCACUAGGCCUGUCUGCUCCCAGAUUUUAUACCGUACCAACAUGGCGGCUCAUUCUCUUAUGUCAGAAAAACAAUUUCGGUAAGUGUGUUUCUGAAAACAGUUGAGGUAAGUAAUAAGCCAUGCAAUUAAUCCUUUGAAACCUGAAGCAAUAUCCCUUUCUUUGUGCUGCUUUCAGACACCUUUUGCAAGCAUUUAAACCCUUGAACACCGAGCAAAUUAGCGCAAUUUCUUUUACAAACAUGGGGCGAAAAAGACAAUGAGUAACUUGGUAAGAAAUGUCCCACAAAUUGCAAAAAGUUAAUAGAUUUAGAAAUUUAUUUUUAAAAAGCUUAUAUUACGUCACAUAAUUUUUAAGCUCCUUUUCCUGGUUAUUUUGUUGUUUGUUUGUUUCAAACUUUUUUUUCAUAAUUUUCUUGUUUCAAUUUUCUCUUUUUGCUAAUUUCUUCAUGUCCUCUUUCAUUGCUCCAACCCAAGCCAAUCUGCUCACGUUUCAAAGGGUUAAUAAAUCUGUCGUCAUUUUAGAUCAACAUGUUUAGUUAAAAAGUUUUUCAGGAGUUUCCAGAGGCAGCGAGUCGCUCUGGACGCCCCUGAUGAGCACGAAAUAGCCCCGAUGUAACUUUUAGCAAAGGAGAAGCAGUCGCCCGUCUCUCAAAACUCAGUGUGCCGCUACCAGAAUGCAUUGCACAGCUGCUCAUGCAGAAAAUGAAUGGGAAGUGUGAAAUUGAUGGAUCCAGUGGACACAUCCAGUAACUCUCCUGGUUUAAUUUGCACCUUAAAGGGAGGAACUGGAUCUGUGUGAGUCGAGUAGAGGAACUGAAGAGGAAGUUGGUGUGGAGAUAUGGAAGGGAAAAUGUGACAUUACUCUUAAACCAGGUGUGAGGUUAAAAUGACUCGCACUGUUGCUUUGGAAAAAUGAUAAGUAUUGUAUCAUUCUGUUUUAUGGCAUCCACUUAGCAAAACUUUUCCAUGACAGACGUUUUGAAGCAUUACAUGAAGAAAUUAGGAAAAGCAGAGGUGUAAAUAAUAAAAUGAAUGAUGGUUGAAUUCCAUUUACGUAGCUGCUUCAGUUUCAGGGUCCUGCUUACAGAUCACUUUUCAAAGUCAAGGAUGCUUCCUUGGUCAGAUGGGUCCUUUCAGGUUGGGUCCUUUCAGGUUGGGUCCUACAGAAGCAAGGCAAGACUCCUUCCUAGCAUUCAGUGAACACACAUUGGAACAGGCUAGUGAGUGCCAAGGUGUGUGUCGCUGAAAAGGCUCCACCUUUGAUUACGGCAAAUUGUGCACAAAUAGUUGUGGUUACUGUGCCUGAGAAUGCAUACAUGCAUCCUAGAAUAUUCUCUGAAGGAAGGACUCUGUCCUCGGUAGAAGUCAAAGAAUCCCUGACACUGGAACAGUCCCUCAGGAAGUGAUGAUAUUGCCUCCUGGAAAUUCAGCUGUUAAAGGCUCUUCCUUUUAUCUGAGAAACACCUAUUGACAUAUCUUACAGGGCCACUUCAAAGCAACAGAGUCAUCAUUAAUGUUAAAAGUGCAGAGUGUCUUCAUGUCCUUUAGAAAGUCUUAAAAUGUCGAAUUCAAUUUUGUAAAUAUUAGACCUUAAAGGUCAUGUAAAUAGUCUUGAACUAGAAUCUGUGAGGUCAUUAACAUUUUGUCAAAUGUAAUUUCUCCAUCUUUUGAUUUCUUUUUCCCAAAAUGAGUCAGUCUCAUCUGCGCUGAACGUCACAUUUAUGAUUUAACAAAUCUUUAAUCCUACCACUGAACCUAAUACUUCAGAUGAGUGGUUCUCAAAUGGUGUGCCGUGAUGCCAAUCCAGGUGUGCUGUGCUUUAUGAUAACCACACAUUAUUAUUGCGAUAUUCAACUGGGCCUCUACAAAAAGUUAUGAAUUCAUUUUUAAUUUAGUGUAUCAGUAUGUUUUGUGCAUGCAUUUCCUAAUGAAGAGGCUUUAGCUAAAAACUAUAAUUUAAUUUAAAAAAACUUCAAGCUGGGGACCUAUUUUUCACCGUUCACGCAUUGGCAUGGUUAUUAGCCUGAUAAUACUGGCUUGCAGUUUGGUGUGCCUUGGGCACAAAAAGUGUGAAAACCACUGCUUUAGGUUACUUACACUUACCUGUUAGCAAAAUGUAGAUUAACCCAACUCACUCUAAUAACCUACUUCUGCACAGGACCCACGUUUAUACUGCCUAACUUUAUACUUAACUGCAAUGUUUGAAUAAGAAAAAGAUUAUUUGUCCAAAAAUCAGUCUUAAAUCUGCUUAUUGUCUCAAAAGCAUAACAUUUUAGUAUCUAUUGUAGAUGUCCUGUGGUAACCUGUGUGUUUCCUUUUAUAUGACAGCCUGCUGUGAAAAAAAGGCCUGUUACUUUAUUUCAACUGCAUAAUACAAAAUAUUCAUUGAUUGUCUGUCACCACUGGAGCACCACAGGCUGGAGCCUAUCAAGGCUGACAUUGGGUGAGAGGUGUGGCACACCCUGGACAGGUGGCCAGACACACAGAGCCUGUUUUUACCAGGUAUUAACUUGCAUCUCAGGUGAGCUGAUCACAAGUGGACACAGUAAAUCCAAGUGUAAACGACCACUGAGACACAUUAUGAUCUGAUCACACAAACCACAUUCAGAGGUGGUCUGGGCCUCAUAUGACCGCAUUCUUUCAGCUGUGUGAACACUAAAGUGUCCUGGGCCACACUGUGUGCAGUGUAACAAUUAAAUAAAAUGUAUCAAUUUUAAACAAUUCAGGCUUUAAGCGUGUGUAUAGCUCUACAAACCUCCCGCUGGUUAAAAACAAUAUGCAUUUAGUCUAUGCAAUCAGAAAUGAUUGCUAUGGUUAUGUAAAUAUAGAGCAGGAAAGUCAGAUCCAGUCACAAGUGUUCACUAUGUGGAGACGCAUUCUAGUGCUAAAUGUGAAUAGACCGACAUACAACUGUCCGCAACCAAUUACACCCACAUUCACAUCAACGGACAAUUUAGAGUCACCAAUUAACCUGCAGUCUGUGGACUGUGGGAGGCAGCUGGAGCACCUGGGGAAAACCAUCUGACAAGGGGAGAUCCUGCACACUCCACACAGAAGGGCAGGCUCCAACCGGGAACCUUCUUCCUGUGAGACCACAGUGCUAACCACUGCAUCACUGUGCCACCCAUACAAAACAUCACCCUCGGCAAAUGUUAAUAAAGUAACAGUGGUUGUGGGAAAAUAAUGAGCUGUGUUGCCCUUCAGCUGUUUAAUUAUCUGCCAAAUUAUUCUUACGGUAAGAAUGUGUUUUAUGAGCAUGUGUUCUGUGCCAGCUUGCUAAUACUUUGGGUGUGAUUACUAAAGGCAUACACCUGUUUGUGUUUGAUUAACACCGCCGGUUUCUGCGAGGAAGAAUGACUGAGUAAACUUGGAUCGAACACCACAAAGUCCACA
Molecule: messenger RNA, 5935 nt
Organism: Epinephelus fuscoguttatus (brown-marbled grouper)
Lineage: Eukaryota; Metazoa; Chordata; Actinopteri; Perciformes; Serranidae
Gene: pop4
Product: POP4 homolog, ribonuclease P/MRP subunit
Exons: 7
Coding region: 126-797 (223 amino acids)
Biological process (GO): tRNA 5'-leader removal; rRNA processing
Cellular component (GO): ribonuclease P complex; ribonuclease MRP complex
Molecular function (GO): ribonuclease P RNA binding
Source: RefSeq, a predicted model, not a curated record